AUAGAUAUGUAUUCUUAUCGCAUUCGUCUUUUUUUCAUUUAAGUAGAGUAAACUUUAGGGAGAAUUCUGAUGGCAUCCUGAACUUUUUGGAUUAAUGCAUCUUGUAAUUCUCUGUUAUGAUUAUUUUGGUUGUCUUAACAAAAUUGCAGAGAGAAGUUAACAAUUUUUUUAAAUAAUAAAUUUUUGAUUAUUACAAAUGGAAAGAAUAAAAAUAAAAAAUCAAAGUAAAGCUUAAAAUUUUAUUCCAACUUGAGAAGCAUUUUUAUAAACAUAAUAUUAAUGAAACAUUGAUACAGUGUUAAAUGGUAAGUUUCAAGCAGAAGGUUGUCAACGGGUGGUCGUUUCAUAAAACUAGCAAGUGUCGCAAUCUGUUAUCUUUAUAACAAUACAUAGUGUGUAUGUUAAGCAUCGUUAUGUACAACUAUUUCAGGGAGUAAUAAGGAUAUACUGUAUUACUGUUGUGCAAAGUCGCACUCAAACCAACAAAGAUGCAAAUAUUUUAAAUAGUAUUAAAUUGAAUACUAAAAUUUCAAUAUCAAUUAAAAAUUGACAUUAUGUACCAGAGAUAAUAAAAAUUCAGGAGAAAAUAUCAAUAGAAAUAAUAUGACAUAUUAUAAUAAUGUUAAUAUUGAUGAAUUCUAUUCUUCAGAUUCUAGUAUAGAAUUAAUUGAUGUUUAUAAAUCUAAGACAACCCACUUAAAUUCAAAAAACGAUUUAGACAACACAAAUUUUAUUGAAUAUAUUGAUUUAACUAAUAAUGCAACCUUAAAUUUGAAAAAUAAUGAUAGUUAUGCAAAAUUUGAUAUUUUUAAUAUCAAAAAAAAUUCAAGCAUACAGGAUUUGACUGUUAAUAGUUCUAACUCUGAAGAAAGCUUUAAAUCUGCUUCUAGUAGCAAUUUAGAAAAAAAAAGUGAUUAUAUAGCUUCAGUAAAAUAUCCUAUUGUGUCGGAAAAAGAAAACAAUUUAAUUGACACUGAAAAUAAUUUUUCUACGCCUAAUAAAUUAGCUAUUCAGCUAGAUAGAUUAUCUGAAUCUGCAAAGGUUUUGGAUCGUUUAUAUGGUCGUCAAUGGAGAAAAAUUGAUGGAAUAUUCAAUAUUCCAAAAAAAGACAUUAAAAAAAAAUUGUUUGAAAAUGAUAAUGAAAAUUCAUCAGAAUCAAUAAUUGACAGCAAAUCUGAAAGUGAAUCUUGCUAUAUAAAUUAUAAAGAAAAAGGAAAGGCGAAUCUUACACCUACUAAAAAUAUUCAAAAAGAACUGGAUCUUACUUCUGAAAGUUUUAUGAACAUCAGUCUUUCAGACGCUAGAAUCGAUUUUAAUUUUUCAAAUAAACAAGAUGAUGUUAUUCCAUUAUCAUCUACUUUAAAUAAAUCUGGCUCACUAAUAUUUCCAAAAAAAAACAAGACCCAAGAAAUUUGUUUGUUAAGCAAGCCAUUACCAAAAAAAGAAUUGAAAAAUGUUAAAUCAGAAAAUAGUGAUUCAAUGCUGUCUUUUCUUAGUUCACUCUCAUGUUAUAACGGCUCAUUAAAAUGUCACCCUGAAGCUGAAAAAUAUAAAUUUAAAUUUAAAAAGAACAAAGAUGACUUAGUAUCUGCAUUAUUUGAUUUGUUCAAUAAAGAAGUGUUUGAAAAUAAGCUUCCUGAUGAUAUGAAUUUUAAAUGGAAUGCACGAUUAAGAACAACUGCUGGAGCUUGUUUUAAUAGACGUUCAGUAAAAAUUAAUGAAAAUUUAGAUUGUGUUCGAAUUUCCCGAAUUGAGCUUUCUUCAAAGAUAAUUGACACCGCUGAAAGACUGAGGGAUACAUUGAUUCAUGAACUUUGCCAUGCUGCUUGUUGGAUAUUUAAUGGUGUAGCUGAAGGCCAUGGACCAGCUUGGAAAAGUUGGGCAAAUAAAGCAAUGAAAAGAUUCCCUGAGUUGCCAAUUAUUAAAAGAUGUCAUAGUUAUGCAAUUCAAACAAAAUAUACUUAUAAAUGCAUGAAAUGUGGUUAUAGUAUUGGACGACAUUCCAAAUCAUUAAAUUUGGAAAGAAAAAGAUGUGGUUACUGUUAUGGAGAAUUUGAAUUGAUUGUCAAUAAAAUGAAUAAAAAUCCAACUGUUAAUAUUAAUUUGCAAGGUCUUCAAACUGAUCCUCUAAAAGAAUUGUAUAAAAUAGAUGAUAAGCCACAAACUAAUAAACUUCCACGAAAGCCAUCUAAGUUCGCAAUUUUUGUAAAAGAAAAUUAUGGAAAAGCAAAACGAGAAAAUCCACUUUUAAAACAUGGUGAAAUCAUGAAAAUUCUUGGAUCUCAAUUUUCAGUAGCUAAAACUUUAACACCUGAUGAUAUAUUUGACAGAUUACUUGAUAGUUAAUUAAUUGUUCCAUAUAUAUAAUUUGACAAUAUUAAUUAUUAGAGCGAAAUUUAUUGAUAUUUAUAUUGAUUUUUUAUAUAAGUACUAAUUAAAAAAAUAUAUGAAAAAUAAAUAAUUUAUAUAUAUAUAGUGAUUAUAAUAGGAGUAUUAAAAAACAAUUUUUCUUGUAAAACUCAACUAAAACUGCUAAUUUAGUUUAUCAAUAUUUUUGUUUAUAUAAUGUAUAAACAAAUGAUGAUAUAUUAUAUCAUCAACCUCAUUUCAUGUACUUUAUAAUACCCUCCUACACUUAUAGUUUUUUUUUUUAAUAAACUAUUUUUUCAUUAUUUGAUGAGCUUAGGUCAUAUUAUUGAAAGAUUAAAUAUUUUCUUGAAACAAACAAAGAAAUUAUAAUUAAGCUAUCAGUAAGUUUAAAUCAAUGCCUGAGAGGCAAAAGUUCUAUUUCCACUUUUUAAAGUACUAUCUUAUAAACUUUUACUGUGUGUAUUUUCACCUCUCUUAUGCUCUUCAUUUUAAUAAAAUGAUAUAAUCGCGUUCAUUUAAUAUAAAUUUGAAAAAAAAUCUUUAUGUGUAGGAGGGUAUUAAAAAGUAUGCAUGUGAAAUCACUUUACAUUUGAAAUGAGGUUGAUGAUAUAAUAUAUCAUCAUUUGUUUAUACGAUUAUAAAGUCAAGACAUGUCGAGGUUUGUAAUUAGCCAUUAAGCCAAAAAAAAAAUAGAUGUAAAAUUAUUUAUGUUAUUUUUAAAAAUAUAAUCCAAAUAAUUUUUGGAACUAUGAA
Messenger RNA from Daktulosphaira vitifoliae (grape phylloxera), 3123 nucleotides. RefSeq lists its product as uncharacterized. The coding region runs from base 604 to 2346 and encodes 580 amino acids. Gene Ontology annotation, cellular component: nucleus. Lineage: Eukaryota; Metazoa; Arthropoda; Insecta; Hemiptera; Phylloxeridae. The record is from RefSeq and is a predicted model, not a curated record. The transcript is spliced from 11 exons.